Molecule: messenger RNA, 682 nt
Organism: Ornithodoros turicata
Lineage: Eukaryota; Metazoa; Arthropoda; Arachnida; Ixodida; Argasidae
Product: ATPase inhibitor mai-2, mitochondrial-like
Exons: 4
Coding region: 164-538 (124 amino acids)
Biological process (GO): negative regulation of ATP-dependent activity
Cellular component (GO): mitochondrion
Molecular function (GO): ATPase inhibitor activity
Source: RefSeq, a predicted model, not a curated record
GAAGAAGGAGAUGAGUAAACGCGCAGAUUUGGAACGUUGUGACACUGCCGCAUUCCCUUAAGUUACCGCAAUUUCUUUCACAAGAUAGUGUGGGUUAAAAUUGGAAGCCUCCAUUUGUUUCUCCUGCUGCUUUAUUUGCUCCCUUCCGAGUGUUAGCUUAAAAAUGGCUUUGCGGUAUGGAUCCCGUCCAGUCAUCUCGACGCUCUACAGGUUUUUGCCUACACCAGGCAUUCGCUCUGCGACCUCUCAUUCCCACGGCUCAGGUGAACUGGGCAGCGGUGCCGGGCGCGGCGGUGGCGCAGGAGGUACUGUUCGCGAGGCUGGUGGAGCCUUUGGGAAAAUGGAAGCGGCGCGUGAAGAAGAGUACUUUAAGAAAUUGAUGACAGCUCAGCUUCAUUUCCUGAAGAAGUACUCGGAAGAAGAGCUGAAACAUCACGAACUACUGAUUAAGAAGCACGAAGAGGAAAUCAACAGACACAAGAAGAUGAUCAAGGAUAUAAGGAUGAAGCUGAAGAAGGAGAAGGAAGAAAGCAAUUAAUUAAGCGUUAUUUAGAAAGUUACACGCUGUGGUCAAUGGGCGUGACAAGGAAGUCGUACACGAAUCAACGCUGCCAUGUUUGCAGCGCAGAAAGAGUAGAAUGUACGCGCAAUACGUGAAAAAAAUUAAAUCGUCUAAAUAUAA